Eptesicus fuscus (big brown bat) is the source of this 905-nucleotide messenger RNA. RefSeq names its product sperm acrosome associated 4 (gene SPACA4). The coding region runs from base 174 to 632 and encodes 152 amino acids. The record is from RefSeq and is a predicted model, not a curated record. The transcript has a single exon. Lineage: Eukaryota; Metazoa; Chordata; Mammalia; Chiroptera; Vespertilionidae.
CCCGUGGGGCAGCAGCCGCUGGCUGGUCUCUGUCCCGGGAAAGCUUCCGAGACCCUGAGGCUCGAGACCGCGGUCACGACCAAGCUCCUGAGAGGGACACGGAGGGUUGGGACCCAAGGACACGGAGCUGCUGGCCCUGGGAGGCCGGAGCCAGGGGCAAACGUCUCGUGGGCAUGCGGCGGUCCCCGAGCAGUUCCGGGCGGCCCCCGGAGCCCACCGCCCCGCUCGGGCCCUGUCGCCACCGCCAGGCCACCGCGGCCCUCGGCGGGCUCCUGCUUCUGCUGAUGGCUCUGCCCCCCGGCACGGCCGGCGCCAAGGACUGCAUGUUCUGUGAGCUGACCGACUCCGCCGACUGCCCCGGCAUCCCCAUGGCCUGUGGCGACGAAGAGGCGUGCUUCAUCGGCCAGGGGACAGCCCAGGACCUCGGCCCCGUCAUCAACAAAGGCUGCGUGGGAUCCGAGGAGUGUGGCCGCCAGGAGCCCGUCACCUACCAGGGCGUCACCUACAGCCUCACCUCCAGAUGCUGCGACGGCGACAUGUGCAACGGGGCCCCCACCCCCGCAGGCGGCCUGCGGGCGGGCGCCACCACUGGCCUGGCGCUGGGCGCGCUGCGGCUGCUUCAUGGGCCGUGACUGGCGCGGAGGGCAGGACCCGGGACUGGUCUCGGGCUCUGCUGCUCCUCGUGCCCUGCCUCCUCCCCCUUCCCCCCGUCCAAGGCCAGGAGCCCCAGACAAACCCCCGUGGCCCUGGCUUCCUCCGUUCCAGGCUGUCCCCCAGGACCCAGGGCUCCGCCACGCCGGAGCCUGACCUAGCGGGGGGGCGGGGGGGGGGGGGGUCCGCGCCCCGGGUCUGGCUGUAACAUUGUGCUCAUUGGUUCUAAGACGCGAUAGCGUUUCACAGUUUGA